This is a messenger RNA of Erigeron canadensis, 852 nucleotides long. RefSeq lists its product as uncharacterized. Gene Ontology annotation, molecular function: zinc ion binding; nucleic acid binding. The coding region runs from base 1 to 852 and encodes 283 amino acids. NCBI's taxonomy places the organism in Eukaryota, Viridiplantae, Streptophyta, Magnoliopsida, Asterales, Asteraceae. The record is from RefSeq and is a predicted model, not a curated record. The transcript has 2 exons.
AUGGCAGAAGCAACUUUAGGACUGCAGACUCAGCCUACUCCCAUCCUAAUUUUUAAGGGUGAAGGCUAUGAGUAUUGGUGUAUCCGCAUGAAAACGAUUCUCCGUUCUAGAGACCUAUGGGAGACUGUUGAAACCGGGAUUAGUGAAAGUGGCUCGGACCAGAAUCAAGUGAAGGCUAUGAAAAAGAAAGAUGCGCUAGCUAUGGCUAUAAUACAACAAGUUGUUCAUGAUCAGCUUUUUUCUCGGAUUGCUGCAGCAACCACCGCUAAAGAAACCUGGGAUAUUCUCAGGCUUGAAUACCAAGGCGAUGGACAAGUGAAGGCUGUCAAGUUGCAGGGGUUGCGCCAAGACUUUGAAAAACUUAUAAUGAGAGAAGAAGAAAAAGUGGAAGUCUAUUUCUCACGCGUGAUGGCCAUUGUAAGUCAGAAAAGAUCAUAUGGAGAAGAAGUGACUGAUCAGUCUAUUGUUGAGAAAAUACUUAGAAGCCUUUCACCUCGGUAUGAUUACAUUACGUCUUCCAUGGAGGCGUUUCAAGCAUUUAGUGAGCCAAGGAGAGGUUCGUUCAGAUCACUGGCAAGAGGAAGGGGUCGUGGUGCUGUGCGAGGUAGAGGGCGAGGAUGUGGUCGAGGGCUGCAAUGUCAUGAAUGUGGCAAGUUUGGUCACCUCAAACGUGACUGUUGGUACAAUGAAGAAGCACAUGCUAAUGUUGCUGCAGACCCAAUAACAAGUGAAGAAAAGAAGGAUGAUCAACAUUUGCUGCUCACUACUAAUCAGGAAGCACUAACAAAUGAUGCGUUUCUUCUCAUGGCUCACCAAGAAGAUUACUCAAACUCGUUGUGGUUUAUCGACUAA